CAGUCCGAUUAUUUUAGGCAUAUAUGACGACCGUUGACGUUGUGAUUGUCGGCGCAGGCAUUGCAGGCAUUAAGGCAGCAACAGAAUUGCACUCGAAGGGAGUGAGAACUUUGAUUUUGGAAGCUCGGGAUAGGAUUGGCGGAAGGCUGUACACCUAUCAUCCGCCAAACUCGAAGUACGGCUAUGAUGUCGGUGCCUGCUGGUUUCACGCCACUUUGAACAAUCCACUUUUCCACAAUGCUCUAAAGAAGCAAAAUGUCGAGUAUUUCUUCGAUGAGAACUCUGCAGCCGUGAUUGGACCUGAAGGAUCUCUUACGGCAAAUGUUGGUCCAAUUGUUGAGGAAAUCAAAUUGUAUGCCCAAUCUAGACCUGGCAAAGACGUUAAUUUGAAAACAGCCUGCGCAGAAUAUCUGGCCAAAAUGGGGCCCACAUUGUCCGAAGAACAGAAGAAAUGGGCUACCUCGCUGCUGCGAGUGGCAGAAAUUCCUAAUGGAAUGCAGUGGGACAUGUUCUCUGCUAGAUUGGCCAAUCCUCCCUACGUAGGAAGAGACGCAUUUGUGUCAGGUGGCUACGAGAAAGUGUUGGAAAACGAGCUCGAAGAAUUUCCGAAGGAAUCCAUCUUGACCAACACGGUUGUAAAGAAGAUUGAGGAGACGGACACCGGGUACAAGGUCACGUCUGAGGACGGCAGAACUUUCUCCUCCACGUUUGUUGUCGUCACCAUUCCCCAGUCUGUUUUGAAGCUGAGCGUUGAGGAUCCCAACGCCAAGGGUGCAAUCACAUUUGUGCCAGACUUACCUAAAAGUAUUACCGACAAUUUCCCAAAGACACACUUCUGCGCGCUCGGAAAGGUCAUCUAUGAAUACAACGAGGUUUUCUGGCCGGAAACAGAAAAAUUCGUUGUUAUCCCCAAGCCUGAUGAAUCUGUAUGCACUUCAACCAGCUUCCCGACUUUAGAAUACAACAGAAAGCUUACCGAGGAAGAGGCAGACAAGCUGGAGGCAUUUGAUUUUCCAGUUUUGACUGUUAACCUAAAAACUGUGAAGAAUGCUCCCGCACUCAUGUUCCUGGUUCCUGCUCCCGCAUCUCAUUUACUCGAGGAGAAUGUUGAAAAGUAUGGCCCAAAGCUGCUCGAACCUAUAAUUGCCAAACUUUCUGGUAGAAAACAGAGUGAGCUUCCAAAGCCAACUCUCGUGUUCUCUACAAACUGGUCUUCUGAUCCUUUCAGCAGAGGCUCUGUUUCAGGAAAUGCAGUUGGUGAUGUCCUAGUCAACGACGGUCUUAUUGAGGGUGUCAACCGUUUACGGUUUGCUGGUGAAGCAUACUGCUAUGAAGGCCAUACUGGUGCCCACGGCGCCUAUAUCAGUGGUAAAAGAGAGGCAGACCGUAUCCUACGAGAGCUAUUAAAUCUGAACGGUGCAGAGAUGUAAGAAUUCCUAAACAGUAAAAUAUAAACAGGCACAGAUCAAGGAACACUUUUAACCUAAUGUCUGAAAUUAAGGAACGUUACAUUUCCGCAAACCAGGCGCACCUAUUUGCAUCAUUUGAAGAUCUAACUGAUGGUGAGCGUAAACGCCUCUUGUCCCAAUUGGAACAAAUCCCGGACCCAUCAAAAUAUCUUCAGGAAGUUCAAGAGGCAAUUAGAUAUAGCACAUCGGUUUCAAAAUCCAGGCGGUUUUCCCCUUUGCCAGCACAAGCAUGUGCUUCAACAUUAGACACCUCCUCCGAGACUUUGAAAGAGUGGAAUGAUGUGGGAAUGGACCUUAUCGCUAAGGGGAAAGUAGGAGUUAUUCUAAUGGCCGGUGGACAAGGUAGUCGUCUUGGAUCGGCAGCUCCAAAAGGCUGCUACAAUGUGGGACUUCCGUCUCAGAAAUCAUUGUUCCAGCUUCAGGCCGAAAGGUUGAAGAAAUUGCAACAAUUGGCCAAUACACAAAGAGUAAUUCCCCUGUAUAUCAUGACCUCCAAACCUACUAGGACAGCAACAGAGAACUUUUUCACCAAGAACAACUACUUUGGCCUCGAAUCCUCGCAAGUCAUCUUUUUUGAUCAGGGAACGCUCCCUGCAGUUUCACUGGAUGGUACCAAGCUGUUGUUGGAAUCAAAAAGUUCCUUAAUCGAAAGCCCGGAUGGGAAUGGAGGACUUUAUAAAGCAAUCUAUGACAAUGGGCUAUUGCAAGACUUUGCCAAACGAGGAAUUGAACACAUUCACAUGUACUGUGUUGAUAAUGUCCUAGUCAAAGUCGGUGAUCCGAUUUUUAUCGGGUAUGCUUCUACCAACAAAUAUCAUAUUGCUACCAAGGUGGUCCGUAAGAGAACCGCUGAUGAGAGUGUUGGCCUGAUCGUGAUGGAUGAAGAAACCAGACAUCCAGCAGUCAUUGAAUACUCGGAAGUCAGCCAGGAGCUAAGGGAAAAGCGCGACCCACAAGGGCUACUCUUUUUCAGAGCAGCUAAUAUUGUGAACCACUAUUAUAAUGUCGCAUUCUUACAGGAGAUGAUUCCGAAAUGGAUAUCUGACCGCAGGUUCUUGCCGUACCACGUUGCCAGAAAGAAAAUAGCAUAUCUGGAUGGGGGAUCUGGAAAAAUUGUCGAGCCUAGAGAGCCCAACGGAAUAAAAUUAGAGCAGUUUAUUUUUGACGUAUUCUCCAGCGUCGAGAUGCAUAAAUUCGGCUGUCUUGAAGUGGAUAGAGCUGAAGAGUUUUCGCCAUUGAAAAAUGCUCCAGGGAGUGCCAACGAUGGCCCCGAAACAUGCAAAGCCAAUCUACUCAGCAGAAGUGCUCGCUGGCUUACAAAGGCAGGAGCUAUUCUGCUUGGCUCCGAAAUUGAGGUGAGCCCGCUGACAAGCUAUUCUGGAGAGGGACUGGAGAAAUAUUUGGGCUCGAGGAUCGGCUCUCCCGCUGUUGUCUGAGCGGAAGACACGAUGAAUUAGCUCCUAUUUUAUCGGAUCAUCUGAUUUUGGGUGUGUGAAAACCGAUGCAACCAUAAUAUAUAAAAGGGGGGAGGAAGCAGCUGCGCAGUAAUAUUUUGUGCCGCACCAGAGCAAGCAAGAAGUAAUAAACCGUUUAGAACUACAGUUAAGUACUCAAUUGAACUAGUCUAGGCCGAUAAGAGAGUAUACCAUGUUUUUUUCUAAUGGUACCGGAAAAGGACAUAAAAGAUCGCUUACGGGUUUCACACCCACGGAGAUAAAAGCAAUUGACAACUCCAUUCCAUUGAAGGCCCGCGAAGCGUGGAAGAAGUAUGGAACCAAGGAGUUUGAGUCUGCGGAAGAAUUAGAAGCACGAUUCAUCGACCAUGUAGAAACCACAUUGGCGCGGUCAAUGUACAACUGCGACAACCUGGCCGCAUAUCAGUCCCUAUCGAGCUCCGUCAGAGACAAGCUCAUUUUGCGCUGGAACAAAACCCAGCAGUUGCACACUGUAAAAGAGGUCAAGCGCGUCUAUUAUUUUUCAUUGGAGUUUCUUAUGGGCAGGGCUCUAGAUAAUGCUAUCAUCAACCUGGAGAUUAAGGAUUUGUGCAACAAGUCCACAAAUGAGCUGGGAUUCCGUCUUGAGGACCUUAUUGAAACCGAGCCAGAUGCUGGACUUGGAAAUGGAGGACUAGGGAGACUUGCUGCCUGUUUUGUGGAUUCUCUGUCUACCGGCAAUUAUCCUGGCUGGGGAUAUGGUUUGAGAUACAAUUACGGAAUUUUUGCACAGAAAAUUGUUGACGGCUACCAGGUUGAAGCCCCUGAUUACUGGUUGAAGUUCGGAAAUCCGUGGGAGAUUCCUCGCACAGAGAUCCAAUAUCCCGUGGACUUCUAUGGCUACGUUUCUACCGAAAAGGAUGAGAAAACUGGCGCACUGUAUAAGCAAUGGCAUGGUGGAGAGAGAGUGUUGGCAGUUGCUUAUGAUUUCCCUGUUCCUGGAUAUAAGACAAGCAAUGUCAACAACUUGAGAAUGUGGUCAUCGCAGCCAACCACAGAGUUCGAUUUCCAGAAAUUCAACCAAGGAGAUUACACCAAUUCCGUUUCGCAACAACAAAGAGCAGAGUCCAUUACCGCUGUGUUGUAUCCUAACGACAACUUUUAUCAAGGAAAAGAGUUGCGUUUAAAGCAGCAGUACUUCUGGGUUGCAGCAUCGUUGCACGACAUUGUCAGACGGUUCUUGAAGACGAAGAAACCUUUCUCACAGUUGCCUGACUAUAUUUCGAUCCAACUGAACGACACACAUCCGACUAUUGCGAUUGUUGAGUUACAACGGAUUUUAGUGGACUUACAAAAGGUUGAUUGGCAUGAAGCUUGGGACAUCGUGACAAGAACAUUUGGCUACACCAAUCAUACGGUUAUGUCUGAGGCCCUGGAGAAAUGGCCUUUGGAGCUGUUUGCCAACCUGCUACCAAGGCAUUUGGAGAUCAUCUAUCAAGUGAACUUUGAGUUCUUGCAGGAGGUGGAGAGGAAGUUCCCUACCGAGAGAGAUCUGCUUACGAGAGUUUCUUUGAUUGAAGAGUCUUCACCAAAAAACAUUCGUAUGGCCCACCUAGCCAUUAUUGGCUCACACAGAGUCAAUGGUGUUGCUGAGUUGCACUCCGAGCUGAUCAAGACGACAAUUUUCAAAGACUUUGUAAAGAUUUACGGCUCAGAACGAUUCACCAAUGUGACAAAUGGUAUCACCCCUAGAAGAUGGCUCCGGCAAGCCAAUCCAAAGCUGAGUGAGCUUAUUGCUUCAAAAUUGGGUGGCUACGAGUAUCUCACCAAGCUUGAGAAACUCAAAGAGCUGCAAAACUUCCUAGAGGACUCGGAGUUCAAGAAGGCUUGGGUAGAAGUCAAGAAGUAUAACAAGGUUAGAUUGACUGAUAUGAUCAAGACGCUGACAGGGAUUGAAGUCAGUCCAAAUAGCAUGUUUGACAUACAAGUCAAGAGAAUUCACGAAUACAAACGCCAACAGCUAAACAUUUUUGGUGUGAUCUGGAGGUAUCUGCAGAUCAAGGCCACUCCAAAAGAAGAGCGUGCUGAAAAGUGGCCUGCAAAAGUGUGUAUAAUCGGUGGUAAGGCUGCUCCCGGAUAUUAUGCCGCCAAGAAGAUUAUCAAGUUGGUCAAUGCAGUCUCUGACGUUGUCAACUCGGACCCUGACGUCGGCGAUAUCCUGAAGGUAAUUUUCAUCCCAGACUAUAACGUUUCUAAGGCUGAGACUAUCUGCCCGGCUUCUGACAUUUCCCAACAUAUUUCCACAGCAGGUACAGAGGCUUCAGGUACUUCAAAUAUGAAGUUUGUGUUGAAUGGAGGUCUUAUUAUUGGCACUGUUGAUGGUGCUAACGUUGAAAUUACCAGAGAAAUAGGAGAGGACCAAAUAUUCCUGUUUGGAAAUCUUUCAGAGGAUGUCGAUGAGCUUCGCCACGAACAUAACAUGGGCCGUUUAACUAUUCCUAAUGCUUUGAAUCAGGUGUUUGAUUCUAUCGAGUCGGGGACAUUUGGCAGCUACGAAGAAUACCGUACACUUGUGGAAAACAUCAAGAUCCACGGCGACUACUACCUCGUCAGUGAUGACUUUGAAAGCUACUUAGAGGCACAAAGAACUAUUGAUAAGGAGUAUAAGGAUCAGGACAAUUGGACCAGAAAAUCCAUCAUUUCAGUUGCCAACAUGGGAUUUUUUUCGAGUGACCGUUGCAUUGAAGAAUAUGCAGACAAUAUCUGGAACAUUGAACCGAUCAAGGAGCAAGUAUAAGUUACUCUUUCAUUUUUUUUUUAGCAAAACAAUACAUGGUAUCCCAAGUAAUGGUUUGAGUGCUCUUCCAUAAUCCAGUACUUCUUAAGUCGGUCUCCAAACGGAACAUAAUAUCCCUCUCUGUUCCCUUUGCUCCUUCAUUUGCUUUGUACCAUCCCGGCAGAGGACUAUAAGUAUUAAUGAAAGCAAGAAAAUCUUCAAGAGUGCACUCUUUUUGAAGAAACAGAAGAGGUUUUCCGUCCAGAGUCCUGGAUUUCAGCGCCUGCUCCCAUUUAGCCUCAGGCAAAUUUAGCUGGUCAAACUUGACUAGUUCGACAUUCUCAAACCUACCAUCUCCACUAAUAAGCUCCGUAGCAUCUUUGAGCCAAUCAUAAAACCUGCUUUUGCCUUCGUCCCAGUGGGGUCUCAUCAAAGUAGGAUCUCCCAUAACGUAUCUGUGGUAGAUCUCAUUCAAAACGUUAUCUUUGAAUAUUGGUUCAAGGUACAACCAGAAUGCCAAAGUUCCUUGAGGACAUAGCACUCUAGCAGCCUCAUUCAAAAAGCCUGCUGGAUCCAUCCAGUGGACACAUUCUGCAGCCGUGAGGACGUCAAUUGAGGCAGAGGAAAUCAUGUUCAAGUCCUCUGCUCUCCCUUGAUAGAAUUCAAGCUGGUUACUGGAACUUUUAGCCUUGCACCUAGAAAUCAUACCUUCACUUGGAUCAACCCCAAUUGACGUCGUGAAGUAGCGAGAGAAGGGGAAGGUCACCUGGCCUGUGCCACAGCCAACGUCGAGCAGACGGUUGGUUGGGCCCUGAUGGUACCUUAAAAUCAGCUCGAGGAAUUCAUUAGGGUAGGAUGGUCUGAACGACUCGUAAUUGCCGUGAUCGAACACUUU
Molecule: messenger RNA, 6573 nt
Organism: Ogataea polymorpha
Lineage: Eukaryota; Fungi; Ascomycota; Pichiomycetes; Pichiales; Pichiaceae
Exons: 1
Coding region: 3117-5699 (860 amino acids)
Biological process (GO): glycogen catabolic process
Cellular component (GO): cytoplasm
Molecular function (GO): pyridoxal phosphate binding; glycogen phosphorylase activity
Source: RefSeq, a predicted model, not a curated record